This is a messenger RNA of Brugia pahangi, 234 nucleotides long. The record is from the annotation of a GenBank genome assembly. NCBI's taxonomy places the organism in Eukaryota, Metazoa, Nematoda, Chromadorea, Rhabditida, Onchocercidae.
AUGACCGAAAAAGAAAAAUUAGCUCUUCUCAAAGAAAUCCAAGAAAUGGAUCUGACGGCUUCGGAGCAAAUGUUGACCGGAGAAGAAACCCGUCAACAGUACGAGGCUCGAAAAGGAAUUAUUGAAAAAAAAAUAAUGCAUAUUGGCACACUUGAGACAAUUAAUGCUAACUGGGUCCAAUGCAUACAACAAGUUUCAGCAACGAAGAGAAAAAAAGAGGAAGACAAAUACUAA